Triplophysa rosa is the source of this 6221-nucleotide messenger RNA. It is a transcript of the gene msi2b, whose product is annotated as musashi RNA-binding protein 2b. The record is from RefSeq and is a predicted model, not a curated record. Gene Ontology annotation, cellular component: cytoplasm. Lineage: Eukaryota; Metazoa; Chordata; Actinopteri; Cypriniformes; Nemacheilidae. The transcript has 15 exons. Gene Ontology annotation, molecular function: RNA binding. The coding region runs from base 136 to 1362 and encodes 408 amino acids.
GGGAGUGAGCCAGGCAGAGCUGAUCCCACGUGUGACGCUCGCAUUCCCGGCUCAGUAAUAUUCUCUUAGCGGGGCUACGGGUAGCGUUCGCUCUGACAGUGUGUGUGUUAGUUACUGGCCAUAGUUGGGUUAGCAAUGGAGGGAGACGGGAGCCAAGCCACAUCUGGAAGCCCUAACGAUUCGCAACACGACCCGGGUAAAAUGUUUAUCGGUGGCCUCAGCUGGCAAACUUCACCAGACAGCCUUAGAGACUAUUUUAGUAAAUUUGGAGAAAUCAGAGAAUGUAUGGUGAUGAGGGAUCCCACAACAAAACGCUCCAGGGGAUUUGGCUUCGUUACGUUUGCGGAUGCGGCCAGUGUAGAUAAGGUCUUAGCUCAACCUCACCACGAAUUAGACUCAAAGACGAUUGAUCCUAAAGUUGCCUUUCCAAGACGCGCUCAACCCAAGAUGGUCACGAGAACAAAGAAAAUAUUUGUAGGCGGAUUAUCGGCUAACACAGUAGUUGAAGAUGUGAAGCAGUAUUUCGAACAGUUUGGCAAGGUAGAAGAUGCUAUGCUUAUGUUUGAUAAAACUACAAAUAGACAUAGAGGGUUCGGCUUUGUAACUUUCGAGAACGAGGACGUGGUGGAAAAGGUCUGCGAGAUUCAUUUUCACGAAAUCAAUAAUAAAAUGGUAGAAUGUAAGAAGGCCCAGCCUAAGGAAGUGAUGUUUCCUCCGGGGACGCGGGGGAGAGCCAGAGGUCUGCCCUAUACCAUGGACGCCUUCAUGCUGGGUAUGGGCAUGCUGAGUUAUCCAAACAUUGUAGCAACGUAUGGCCGUGGAUACACUGGUUUCGCUCCGAGCUACAGCUACCAAUUCCCUGGUUUCCCGGCAACAGCGUACGGUCCGGUAGCGGCGGCGGCAGCUGUGGCAGCGGCGCGUGGCUCAGGUAGGGGGGCCCGUGGAAGAGGCGGCUACGCAGCAUACCUUCAGAGCACAGGGCCAGGCUUCCCCGAUUACGGUUUCUAUUCUUCACCAAGCGACCAACGGGCACCCCCCUUCUCCUUUGCGGACUAUGGCUCCCUGGGCCCCCAGGCGGCUCAGCUGCUGCAAAGCGAGCAUGCCACAUCGGCCUGCAACUCCCCUCUCCAGCACCUGGCCAGCCCGGAUCAGUAUAAAAGCCCAGGCACCAAUCCGCCCCGGCCUGGAGCCUUCCCUGGAGCCAGCAGCCCCGGGCCAGUGGCUGACCUGUAUGGCCCGACCAGCCAGGACUCCGGCGUGGGCAACUACAUUAGCGCUGCUAGUCCCCAGCCUGGCUCCGGCUUCGGACACAGCAUUGCUGGUCCUUUGAUUGCGACAGCUUUUACAAAUGGAUACCAUUGAAACCUAACAGGUGGUUGGUUGCCAUCUCAUUUGAGCAGAGUUUAUCAGGAGGCCCGGGGAAGACUGGUCGGAGUUUCUAAUUGGUUCUGUGUACAGGUAAAGGCCCUUAAACUUCAAGCACUACAGCGCUGGAUGGGAUUCUGAAGCUGAGAUGCUCCACACGAUGAACAAACGAAACGUCUGAAACAUCUCGGAAAGAAAAAACGAAAAAACAACGAAACAAUCUGCUGUACUAUUAUUGAAAACUGGCUUUUGAAUAUUUGAUCCCAGUGUAGCCCCUUAACUUGAAGUAGGAUUUUAAUAUGAUUUUCCUUUGUCGUUUUUCUUUCUCCCUUUUAAAGAGUUUCUUAGUCAUCUUUUAUCGUGCACACGUUGAGUCGAGCAUUGACAUUUCUUUAUAGAUGUUCUUCAUUGUUCACGAAUGUUCUCUGAUGAGAACGACUAUGUAAAACUGAUGUGUUUUUUUUUUGGUUGUGUGUAUUCCAAUAGCAGUUUCAUUUCACAGCCCUCUUCUAGCGCAUUUUCAGGUUUCAUUUCACACAACGAGAAAAGCGAUUGAACCGAGCUUGAAAGGGCGACGUUUUUAAUUCAAGCCUAAAACCGCAACGAGUGUGUAACUCAAAAAAAAUCUUAGUAGCUCUGUUAUAUGUUUAUUGUGAUGUCUUGUUAACCAUGAUUACCUAUUUUUGGCAAUAAGAGGACUUCAAUAUUUUAACAGUCCUUUUUUAUAAAUGUCAUUUUUGUUGUGGAUAAAAGAAAAAAGAAAAAGCUUUCCUUUUAAUACUUUGUGAAACGAGAUUUAAAAAGAUACGAUUCUGUAAAUAUUCUCCUCAGUGCAUCAAACUGUUUCUGAGAGAGAACCAUAUUUUUGUGAUGGUGUCAUAAAGGUCGUAUUGUGCGCAAGCUGAAAUAUGUCAGUGCAAAAAUAAUCUUUGAGGCUCAAUGCAGUAACCGAGAUCCAUCUGUAGCACAAAAAGCCGUGUUUUACCCCAGUACGGAUGAAAUCCAAUCAAACACUGUUAGCACGCUUUGUAAAUACUGUUGGCUUUACAACUGCGCAGGUGUCAUACCAGCAUAUGAAUUAGCUAGUACGUUAAAAUGUGCACAGCUUACAAAGAGAAUAUACUUUACAAGGUAUACAUAAAUCAGCAUUGUGAUAAAAGAUAAAAAAAUCACCACAAAAUCCAAAGCACACAUUCUUUUCCUUUUUUUCGAGCCUGGUGUUAAAUCGUGUCGAGACAUUUCACGUUAAUGUUAGAGUUUGCGUUUUAGCGUUUCUUAAGAACAGCGUGGGUUCGGUGCCCACAGUUUGUCCACGUGUCAAGAUUUCUACAUGCCUGGAUUGGGUACAACGAAGGCAAUAUUUUCAAAAACGAUUAGGAAAACAGAUCUUUUAUACCAUUACCUCAGUCCUGUGAGAAUUACUUUAAAGGAGAAGUACAAAUUAAUUUAUUUUAGGCUAAGACGGAUAAUAAAAAGAUAUUAAAGCGUUGUUUUGAAAUUCAAAGUCAAUCAUUGCACUGUGAGAGAGAUUUUAUCAUUUUCUAUUUGCACAUGUUACUGACAGUCUCUAACAUGGGUCACGUGAAGGAUCGCUGUGGAAACGAUUCGUUUUAUCCACGCACUCAUGAAUCUUGAGUUGAAGACUGUACUUUUGAAUAAUCUCUUUCCAGGGAUUUUCUUAUAUAGAUAUCGGAGAAGACAGAUGCGUUUAUUGGUAGCAAUAGUUAAUUUCCUCAAAAACACUGAAACUGAUUGAAACCAGUAGCUGCUACACACAUUUGUUGUACAUGUGGGGACUGGACUUUAUCGAGACACAAAUGGCAUUUAGAAACAUGAAUGAUAUUUACAAAUAUGAAUCGACUGAUGUCUGCUGUUAUUCGAUCUUGCUGUUUUGUUUUUUCAGUUAUUUAAUUCUGUUUGUUUGUUUGUUUUGCGUUUCACUAAACUAACAGGUGUGAGGCAGAAUGCUGGAUUCUUUCUCAAGAAGGAAACUUGAUCAAGUAAUAAUGAUAAAAAAAACGCAAGGGGAACUUUGUGCUAACUGUUUGAGCUGUCGAGAAGACAAACGUACAAAAAAAGAAAGAAAAUCCCGAACAUGUUUUGAAUUUAAAUAGGGAUGGAUUUUUAUCAAUAUUUUUGUGGAUGUUAAUGAUUAUACUAAAUAUAACUGACAAUAAUACAGAUAUUAUGUACUGUAUUUAUCAAUUGUUUAUCUCUUCAUUCCCUGUCACCUCAUUCAGUAAUCUUUUGUUGAUCAUUGUAUUUUAGUAGUGCGUAAACAAAAAAUAUGAAAAAGAAAAAAAGAGGAAUAUGAAUUUACCUUGUAAACGAGUCUUGAUGCCAGUGUAGUGGUCUAUACACUUCUUGGUUGGUAUUUAUCACAUUUCCCCUCUUUCUCACACUCCUUUUGUCUUUAUGCCCUUUCUAUAUCUGUCUCACUCUCUCUCUCUCUCUUUAGUGAGUAGCUGUAGGUGUAUUGUAUUUAAUGUUAAGGUGUAGAGGUAUUCAUUAGCAAUUGUAGGACCAGUAAGGAUAGAACUUUCUCUUUGUAAUCAUUUAAAGACAAAAGACAAAAAAUGCAGAGCGUUAUUUUCAUAGUAAUUUUACUUUCUUGUUUUUUUUCCUGUAUUUUUGUUUUUCCUACUUUUUUGUUCCACUGUUUUGCUGGUCUCACAUGGUUUCAACUAACCAAAGCUCUCACUGAUGAAAUCUAGGAGAAGGAAAUUGCUGUACGACAGAAUUGUAACCGAGGCAUUAAUUGGAUCCCCACCCUUGAAUGUUUUUAAAGGGGUGUGCCAUACUACCUUAAAUGCUAACGCUAGAUAUGCAAAACCGUUUUACGUUCGUUCUUUUUCAAGAGGGACGCAAGCUAUAAUUACCGACGUGGAUUUUAUUACAAAAAUGACAAAUUCAUAUUUUUUUGUAAGUUCUAACAAAAUAGCCUAAUAAUUAGUCAUAGGUUUUGAUAUUUACUCAUCGAAAUAUCCCAGUGGCUCAUGGCGCUACUCUUUUAAAUACUCAUGGAUUUAUUUUGAAUAGUUUUAGUUUUCAGGAUCGUGAAAAUACACUUUGAUUGUUCUUACACUUUAAUUGCAUUGCCAGCUUUCCAUUUUAAUUCAACAUUUACAUUUGACAGCGGUAGUGCUUUCUAGUCAGAUGUCACGCUAAGCAUCACUUAGUGUAAUUCCAGCGUCAAACCUGUUUAGUCUAAAUACACUGUAUUCCUGAAUCGCAUCUGUUCUCAGGGAUAUCAAACAUGAGCCAUAGUACCACCUUUGUAAGGGACAUUUUUAAUGAGACUCAGAGUGAGUUAAUCAGAUCUACAGUACAGCACAACUUUUGAUGAACGACUGCAUGACUUCUUAAAGUUUAUUAAAUACAUUCAAGCUAAAUUUGAGGUUGCUGCUAAGAUGAUGUAAUGCAUGAAAUUUGUGCACAGCAUUUUCUUGUUGAAGACGUAAAUUGUAAUAUAUGUGUUCUUAAAUGAACUAGGUGGUUAGUUGUAUUUAGUUGGACUUUAGAUACAUGAUGAAUCGCCCAGAAAGCAUUUGCACGUAGUUAAACACUCUUCAGUUCUUAAACAUCAGCAGAUAAAGCACAUUUGCUCUAUAUCAAAUGAGAGCGUGACUUUGGCUCUAGAUUAAAAUGAAGGCUGGCAACCUUUUAAAGCGCUCUUUUGCGGUCUGUAUCGGUUAGCUGACUUUUUUUAAAUCAUAAUUUGAUCUCGUAGCUUGGACUUUAAGGUAGCAUGGCUCUGUUGCCACCAUUUUGUUUUCCAUGGACAGCAGUUUACAGCGGAUGAAUGUUACACAUCUUGCUAGACUAGUUAAAUCAUUUGGAAAAUUGUUGGUUUUAAAGAAAAAAAAAUGAAACGACCUGGAAGGUGUCGGGGGUUAUUGGGAGUGUACUACCGUAUCCAUUUAAACUUGAAUUUUGUGGCAAGUGCUAGGCAAUGGCCAAAACGAUCAUCCCACUACAAAAGCAACAAAGCGUUCUACAUGUCUGUGUACGGUAUACUUGUGUACAUUUACAAGAUAUAUAGGUAUAGUGUAUAUAUCUCUUUGUUAAAUUAAUGAAACUGCCUCAUAAACGUUCAUCGAUCAUCAUUGCAGGUGAACAGAAAGGGGCGUUGAGCUCCAUACACUAACUCGCACACUGUUUCGCUGACCAUCGAGUCAUUUCGUCAUUUGUCCUUUAAGAGUAAUGAGAGCUGCAGAUGUAACUGGAGGCAGGUUAGUAGUUUAGCUGCAGAACGUUGUUUUGAACGAAACUUUACAGGAAUGUUCAAUAGAAGCGAUACAGUUAACACAAUAUCACAAGGUGUGGAUGGUCUUAUUUCUCAUUUUUCCUUUGAAAACUCGGUCUCGCAUUUUCUCUCGGGGCUUCGGUCUCGCUGAUUGCCUUGCCCAUUCCUAACACUUGCCCAUUUUUUAAUGUUAACGGACUUUUUACCGCGAGAACUGACUGAACGGACUGACGUCUGAAAGCAUCUUUCAGGUCCUCUUGUAUGGCUUGCUCAAGCCCUGUUGUAAAAUAAACUAAAGUGGAUGGGGGUCUCUCACAUCUCAGAUGUGGAAAGUAUAAUUUUAUAUUUGUAUUUUCAAAUAAUAAUGAUAAUAAUAAUAAAAAUGUUUGUGAAAGGUUUCCAUCCUCUACUGUGGUCCAGAAAUCAAUGUGUUUGUCUGGAAAAGAUACAAAAAAAUAAUAAAUAAAUAAAAGAGUUUUGAACCAUUUCACUCAUGGUUUUUAUUUUCAACUUUGUCAAGCUAUUGAUUUGUGAUUCAAAAGAAAUGAAUAUACCUGAAAAAGAUUGUAUGCCAGAACAUGCACAACGAUUAAAAUGCACAAAGUUCAAU